AGGACAGCGAACAGCAGCCGCGCCCAGUGCCCCCCUGCCCAGCCUCGUCCAGCGGGGACCCUCAUAAGACAAGACAGGACAAGGCAGAACAGGACAGAACAGGACAGAACAGGACAGGUCUUUUCGGCUUCCCGCCUGCGCCGCCCGGCUCGGGAGUCUUCCAUCCGUCCAUCUGUGGGCCUACUCUUGGGUCUGUGGUUCCAACGGUCAACCCUCCAGUGGGAGCUGAAGCCAUGUUUAGCUGGCUGAAGCGCGGGGGAGGUGGGGUGGCCCGGGGCCAGCGGGCCGAGGCCAUCCGCACGGUGACCACAGCGCUCAAGGAGUUGUACCGGGCCAAGCUGCUGCCACUGGAGGAACAUUACCGCUUCGGGUCCUUCCACUCGCCAGCCCUGGAGGAUGCUGAUUUUGAGGGCAAACCCAUGGUGCUUGUGGCCGGCCAGUAUAGCACGGGCAAGACCAGUUUCAUUCAGUACCUGCUGGAGCAGGAGGUUCCGGGCUCCCGAGUGGGGCCUGAGCCCACCACUGACUGCUUCGUGGCUGUCAUGCAUGGUGAGACCGAGGGCACCGUGCCUGGCAAUGCCCUCGUCGUUGACCCGGACAAGCCUUUCCGCAAACUCAACCCCUUCGGGAAUACCUUCCUCAACAGGUUCAUGUGCGCUCAUCUCCCCAACCAAGUCCUGGAGAGCAUCAGCAUCAUUGAUACCCCAGGCAUCCUUUCGGGGGCGAAGCAGAGAGUGAGCCGAGGCUAUGACUUUCCGGCUGUCCUGCGCUGGUUUGCCGAGCGUGUGGAUCUGAUCAUCCUGCUAUUUGACGCCCACAAGCUGGAGAUCUCCGAUGAGUUCUCUGAGGCCAUCGGGGCCCUGCGUGGCCACGAGGACAAGAUCCGGGUGGUCCUCAACAAGGCGGACCUGGUGGAGACGCAGCAGCUGAUGCGUGUGUACGGGGCACUCAUGUGGGCCCUGGGCCGCGUGGUGGGUGCCCCCGAGGUCCUGCGAGUCUACAUCGGCAGCUUCUGGGCCCAGCCUCUGCUCGUGCCCGAUAACCGGCGCCUCUUUGAGCUAGAAGAGCAGGACCUCUUCAGGGACAUCCAGGCCCUGCCCCGUCAUGCUGCCCUGCGACGGCUCAAUGACCUCGUCAAGCGGGCCCGCCUCGUCAGGGUGCAUGCCUACAUCAUCAGCUACCUGAAGAAGGAGAUGCCUUCUGUGUUUGGAAAGGAGAACAAGAAGAAGCAACUCAUUACUAACCUUCCUGUCAUCUUCGCCAAGAUCCAGCUGGAGCAUCACAUCUCCCCUGGAGACUUCCCCGACUGUGAGAAGAUGCAGGAGCUCCUCAUGGUUCACGAUUUCACCAAGUUCCACUCUCUGAAACCCAAACUACUGGAGGCCUUGGAUGAGAUGCUGACCCAGGACAUCGCCAAGCUGAUGCCCCUGCUUCGUCAGGAAGAGCUGGAGAGCCCGGAGGUGGGCGUGCAGGGCGGGGCCUUUGAGGGCACCCACAUGGGUCCCUUUGUGGAGGUGGGUCCCGGAGAGGCCCUGGGUGAAGGGGGGGAAGAUGGGGAUGAUGAAGCUGAAUGGGUAGUGACCAAGGACAAAUCCAAAUACGACGAGAUCUUCUAUAACCUGGCACCGGCCGAUGGCAAGCUCAGUGGCUCCAAGGCCAAGACAUGGAUGGUGGGCACCAAGUUACCCAACUCGGUUCUGGGUCGCAUCUGGAAGCUGAGCGACGUGGACCGUGAUGGCAUGUUAGAUGACGAAGAGUUUGCCCUGGCUAGUCACCUCAUCGAGGCCAAACUGGAGGGCCACGGGCUGCCCGCCGACCUGCCCCGGCACCUGGUGCCACCCUCCAAACGCCGUCAUAAGGGCUCUGCUGAGUGAGGGCCUAGAGCAGGGCCUGCCUCUGGCUCCAGCUCCCCUGCACCAACUCUGCCCUCUGACAGUCUGUUUCCCCACCUCUGUUCCUCUCAGAGCCCACUUUUAGCUUGUGUUCCCCACAGCUUCAUUCUUCUCUGAACCCCCAAUCGGUGUCCCUGUGUCUGGAAAUUUCUGAGCUCCCACCUCUGUCUUCUCUGAAUCUCCAACUUUAUCAUCUCUCAAGUUCCCACCUUGUUUUCCUCUCUGAGCCAUCUCUGUCUUCUGUGAAUCGCUGUGACUGGCCUGGCCAUCUCUGAACCCCCCAACUCUCAUCUCUCUGAGCCCCCAACUCUGUCUCACUCAGAGCCCCCAUUUAUUUUUCUCCAAGCUUCUGACUUGUGUUAACGUCUGCCCUUUCUUGGUCUCCUAGGAUCUCCCUCUUGACUCCUAACCUGCCUCCCUGUCUAUUCUACUGAAUCUCCCAUUUCUGUCACUGUCCAGUCCCCUGACCUAUACUGCCAUUCUCUGUCCUCUGAACCCCUGCAGCCUCUUCCUCUCUGAGCCCCCAGAUCUUCCCUAUUGUGAGACCCAGUCUUUCUCCCUACUCCCCCAGAAGUCUCCCACUAGCCUCACACCACUCCUGGCUCAUCAUAUCCCUCACUCUCCCUCAACAAACAGACUCUACCUUGCUCACACCUACCCCAAAUGUGAAUCCUUACACUUUUCUUCCUGCCUGGCCCUGCCUGGGGAAGUCCCUUCAUAGAGACAGUAUAAAGACCCAAGGGACCUACUUGUAUUUUAGCUCUACGGACUAAAAUACAUCCUCCCCCUGCCACUUCCACCUUUACACCAAAUCCUCAGACUUAAUAAGAAGUUGGAGGGAGAGGAGAAGAGCCCCUUCCAUGUAUCCCACCCCCAACACACAGAUAAAUACCUCCCCUCCAUGUGUGUUUGUGUAUGUGUGUGCAUGCUUGCACACACACACACACACACACACACACACACACCCUGGUUAAUUGGUAGAUAUAUUAUAAGGAUCAAGGUGAGGGAAAUGAGUCAGGUUUUAAGUAUACGUUGUUACAUUGUAUAUCCGUUAAGCAUGUUACAUUGUGUAUACAUUAAGUAUACACAAGUGAUUGCUCCCUUGGCUGUACGGAAGGAAUGGAAGGAAUCCUUCUAGCCCCCAGCUUGUUGACUGCCCCAUGGGUCCACAUAGAAGGUGUAGGGACCAAUGAAGGAACUGAGGAGAACCCAGAUUGAGAGAUUUAAUCCUACCCCUUCCCUCCUCCCCAUGCAUUUCUCUUAGGUGAACCACUCAGGUCAUUGAUCUAAGGGUCAUGGGCAAGGUCAGACUGGGGAGGAUUCAAUUGCCCCAAAGCUAAGCCCGGGGAGAGUGAUUUAAAGAUGAAAGUGAUUUAGAGAUGAAAGUGAUUUAGAGACGAAAGAGAAUGGAGUUCUGGUCCUUGUCCCAGCCCCUCUGAGGUGGCUGGACUGGAGAUUGAACAGGGACUGGCUGGAGUUGGGGUGGUCAGGUCCGGUCCCCGCUGCACAGAGUUAGGCACCCAGGGUUCUGUCCGCUUCCCUUCUCUAUUUAAAGACUUUACCUUUAUCCUAACCCAUUUCACCAGUCUAUUUAUAGAUUUUAAUGAGGAAGAGCCAGUACCCCAAACAAGCUCAUUGGCCCAUUGUCAUAUGGAAUUUGGGGAGGGAGUCUUUAUUUUUGUUGUGUACAGACCUCUGUCCAUAAAGGACUAGGGGGAUCCAUCACCAAGUUCAUCAGUUCAUAUUUAAGAUAUACAGACUUCUAUGGUGGGUGAGUGAGUCUGUAUUUGACAGUAGCUAUUCUUCUACCCUCCCUCCCCAACUCUGACCCGACUCUUCCAGGAACUUGGGAUCAUAGAUUGAGAGCUGGAAGGGACCUCAGAUGUCAUCACAUCCAACUUCUUCAUUUUAUGGUUGAGGAGACUGAGGCUGAGAGGUUACAUGACGUGCCCAGGGUUUGUGUAAGGCAGGAUUUGAACUCAGGCCUUCUCGACUUGAAGUCUAAUAUUCUUCAGUCUGCUGCCUCUCUUAGAGCAGGGCCCGGGGUCCAUAGAGAUCAAUCACUUGUUGUGUUCCCUGGGAAGGACAGGGACCAACUCUAGCUCCCUCUCCUCUCCUGGGGGACCCUGAGAUGGAAGUUAGGGGAAUGUGCAGGCCUUCCUUCUACCAAAAUCCCCCUUGCUCAGGGCCCACUCCCACUUGAUCACCAUGGGGCCCUAGGUGAGGCACCCCACCCUCAUACCUACACACACACACACACAAACACACACACACACGCCCAUACACCCAUGCUUAGAGAUCCCCAGAGGACAUUCUGUUUCCUCUCUAGGUUGCUAUGGUGUGUGUGGCAAGGCUGACCCCUGAAGUGAAGCCUAGCCCCACCAUGGGGGGUUGGGUGGAUGAGGGGUAGGGGGUUUAUAUACCCCCAUGGACUCCCUACCCAUCCUGAGGAAGAGAGAGCAGUGCUCUGGCCUUCAUUGCUGGCCCAAGACUGCUAUGGGAAGGGAAGGGCAGUUUCUUGGCUUCUUUGCUGGUCCUCAGAACAGUUGGGGAAAAAGAUAUAGUUCUCAGGCCCAGAGGCCAGCAAGGAAGAGAGGGGGAGUUCUCCAGCCUGGAGUCCCAGCCCUGAGAUCGGCCUAGGAGAGAGGAUGGCUCCCUGGCCUCCCCCUCUGGCCAUGAGACCUCCUGGGGAGAGAGGCAGUUCCCUAGCCUCUGAGACAUGUAAUAGGAGAGUGUGAUGUUCAAUAAUAAAAACGCUUCUCACAGUU
This is a messenger RNA of Dromiciops gliroides (monito del monte), 4660 nucleotides long. It is a transcript of the gene EHD2, whose product is annotated as EH domain containing 2. Gene Ontology annotation, biological process: endocytosis; endosomal transport. Gene Ontology annotation, molecular function: protein binding; calcium ion binding; GTP binding. Gene Ontology annotation, cellular component: cytoplasm; plasma membrane. The transcript is spliced from 6 exons. Lineage: Eukaryota; Metazoa; Chordata; Mammalia; Microbiotheria; Microbiotheriidae. Bases 234 to 1874 code for a protein of 546 amino acids. The record is from RefSeq and is a predicted model, not a curated record.